AUGCAGCCUAAUUGGAGGGGUUUACCAAGAUUAGAGGCCAGGAAUUACAUAUCUGUUUAUGAAAAAGAUCAUUCACAUAAGACAACUUUACUAAAGCUGGCUAAGCUGGAUUUUAACAUGCUACAAUCUCUGCACAAGGAGGAGCUACAUGAAAUAUCCCUGUGGUGGAAAGAAUUAGACUUUGCCCGAAAACUUCCAUUUGCUAGAGAUCGAAUUGUUGUGGACUACUUAUGGAUUGUGGGAGUCUAUUUUGAGCCUCAAUAUGGUCUUCCCAGAAAGAUUCUGUCAAAAGUUAUCGCAAUGGCAUCCGUAAUUGAUGAUGUCUAUGAUGUUUACGGGACUUACAAAGAACUUGAAAUCUUCACAGAAGCGAUCGAAAGAUGGGAUGUUGGCUGCAUAAAACAACUCCCAGAUUACAUGAAGAUUUGUUACCAAACACUCUUAGAUGUGUUUGAAGAAAUUGAGCAAGCUAUGGUCAAAACAGGAAGAUCAUAUCAAUCAUAUUAUGCGAAGGAAGCAAUGAAGAUGCUGAUUCGUGCCUACUUUGUUGAGGCUAAGUGGCUAGGGAUGGCAAUGGGGGCGGGGAGUUUCGUCUAG
Messenger RNA from Coffea arabica (coffee), 597 nucleotides. RefSeq names its product (-)-germacrene D synthase-like. Gene Ontology annotation, molecular function: terpene synthase activity; magnesium ion binding. Lineage: Eukaryota; Viridiplantae; Streptophyta; Magnoliopsida; Gentianales; Rubiaceae. The record is from RefSeq and is a predicted model, not a curated record. Gene Ontology annotation, biological process: terpenoid biosynthetic process.